Sarcophilus harrisii (Tasmanian devil) is the source of this 1847-nucleotide messenger RNA. RefSeq names its product coiled-coil domain containing 159 (gene CCDC159). NCBI's taxonomy places the organism in Eukaryota, Metazoa, Chordata, Mammalia, Dasyuromorphia, Dasyuridae. The coding region runs from base 319 to 1704 and encodes 461 amino acids. The record is from RefSeq and is a predicted model, not a curated record. The transcript has 16 exons.
AUUUCCAUAGCAACUCCCUGUGAUGGGGUGGAGCAGUGGCAGGAGGUGAUAUGUCCUCGUAGGGGUCACCAGGCCAGGCCAGUGCCCGGGGGGCCUAUCUUUGCUACUCUCUCCUCCUCGGGGAUACAGGUACUGAUGAAGAACGCAACCAAUAGGAUUUCGGAAUCGCCUCCGUGGGGGUAGAGCUACACACAAAGGCUCCGCCCCUCCUCUGUGACUCUUGACUCUACCAGAGUCUACCCCUACCUUAUCUCUGUAUGGUGUCUCCACUGGAUCAAACUUCAUCGCUCCAGCAAGGGACUUUUUUCGCGGUCCCUGAUGGGCUUAGAGUAUGAGCAACUGCAGGGGCCACGCAAUGAGGACUCUAUGGACCCGACUCCCCUCCAGAUGUUCUCUCCCAGUGAUUGUGUCCUGGCUGGAAUUCCUCGGGAUCCUGACAACUCUGGAGUGUCCAGUCACUCUCCAUGCUCAUCCUCCUCAAGGGACUGUGCGUUGCAGAUUCAUUCCAAGCCUGAUAAGUUGGGUGUGGUUGGCUUUCCCCCUCAGAAGCCUUGGGGUUUGGGUGUGGUUCAUAACAUCAACUCAGAUUCCCAGAAGCUGAAAAAUGAUAAGAAGGACUCCCUGAAGGAUGGACAUCUCAGUUUCAAGAAGUGGCUGAUCUCUGAGGAGACUGUUUCCUCAAACCAGAAGCUGAAUGGCAAUUCAAAGGGGAAUGCGACCAGGAGCCGGAAUGGGAAUGGGAAUGGGAACAGAAACCGGAGUCGGAGUAGGAGCCUGAGCCCGAACCCUAGACCCCCAAUUGAAGCCAGUGACCAGAGGAACUUGGAGACUGACAAUUCUAAGGCCCAAGAACUUUCCUUGCCUGAUGGGAUGAGAUGGAAAAUAGGGACUGUGAUCUCCGAUCCCCCAAGCAAGGUGUCUACCAUCAUGAUUCCUGACACACAAAAGCUCUUAAGGAUAGACUUGGAUUGCCUGAAAAGUCAGCUUCUAGCCCAGACCAAGGCCUUUGAGUUCUUGAACCACUCUGUGACCCUCCUGGAGAAAGAAAGCAGCCAUCAGAGAGUUAAAAUUCAGGCGCUAGAAGAAGUGAUGAGCCUGUCUUGCUGUCCAACCCAGGAUGACCUCAUGAGACGAGGGGCAGAAUUAGGGAGGCAGGAGCUUUGGCGGGCACUGGCUCGGGGCCUGCAGGAGGUGAAGGAAAAUCUUCGGGGGAGUGAGGAGGUCCAGCGGGGCCGUACCACCCGUUCUCUACUACAGCUGGGCCAGGAGAUUCGGGAAAGCAAGAAGUUCCUAUGGGAGGAGCUGGAAAUGCUGCAGGAAGAGGUGACCUACAUCCAACAAAAACUCAAAUCACAGGAAGAAGAAAUCACCAAAAACCUGGUGAAUAUCAAGAAAAUGCAGAAGAAUCAGGUGAAAUGUCGCAAGGUCCUAACAAAGAUGAAACAGCAAGGGGGCAUGGUGGUAUCUGAGGAUGAGACUAAAUCCAAGGACUGGUGGGGACAGGAGGAGUUGGAGGAGGAGCUGAAUGACAUAUGGUCAGCUGUGAACACGCUUCAGAAUGCCAUUGAGAGUUUAUCGCUGACCGGAGUGAAGCACCGUGGAGUCCUCAGGAGCCGCAGGGUACGACGAUGCGUGACUCCGCCGCCGCCACCAGCCUGGGCAACAGACUCGGAUUCGGAUGCCAACCCACCUCACAGUCCAUAGCCGAUAGCCCCGACCCAUGCAAGACUCCUUCAGCUGAGCUGCUGGGACCUGCCUGAUCAAGGGAAGGGAGCCCUCCCUGAAGGGGCCUCAGCCCCCAAAACCCCCUAAGAGAGAAAAUAAAAUAGGGAUGGCCCCUUCCCCAA